Messenger RNA from Spea bombifrons (plains spadefoot toad), 694 nucleotides. RefSeq names its product thyroid stimulating hormone subunit beta (gene TSHB). The record is from RefSeq and is a predicted model, not a curated record. Gene Ontology annotation, molecular function: hormone activity. NCBI's taxonomy places the organism in Eukaryota, Metazoa, Chordata, Amphibia, Anura, Pelobatidae. Gene Ontology annotation, cellular component: cytoplasm; extracellular region. The transcript is spliced from 3 exons. Bases 20 to 451 code for a protein of 143 amino acids. Gene Ontology annotation, biological process: G protein-coupled receptor signaling pathway.
UCUCAAAUUAAAAGUCAGAAUGGGAGUCAUUUUGAUGGGUUUGGUUCUUUUCUGCAUUGCCUUCAAACAUGCUGCUCCAUUGUGCCUAUUGACUGAAUAUACCAUGUUUGUGGAGAAAAAAGAAUGUGCCUAUUGUCUCGCUGUUAACACCACAAUAUGUUCAGGAUACUGUACCACACGGGAUCCAAACUUGAAGGAAGGACGUCCUAAAUUCCUUUUUUCUCAUAAUCAGAAUGCCUGCAUAUACCAUGAAUAUAUUCACAAAACUAUUACCAUUCCUGGUUGCCCUAUGCAUGUCGAUGCACUUUAUACAUAUCCUGUGGCCAUAAGCUGCAAGUGUGGCAAAUGUAACACAAACUACAGUGACUGCAUUCAGGAUAUGAUCAAAACAAAUUACUGUACAAAACCAAAGAAGUCCCAUUAUAUCAGCUUCUCCAAUUAUAUCCAGUAGAAACAUCUUGUUUGGGCAGUUGAAAUGCAAAAGCCCACAAUUCUUCAUAACUGCAUAUCUUUAGUGUAGAAAUUCAAGUCAGUCUUUUGUUACAUUCAGCAUUAUUGGUGGUAUAUUUAUUUCUGUUUGUGAUAAAUAUGAGGCUUCUUUUUUUCACUCAAAAGGAAUAUAGUUUUGUUGCAUAAGCAAAAACAUUGCUAAGUCUAAGCCUGUGAACCAAGUACCCAUUUUCCAGAAAUUAUU